Molecule: messenger RNA, 1053 nt
Organism: Thalassophryne amazonica
Lineage: Eukaryota; Metazoa; Chordata; Actinopteri; Batrachoidiformes; Batrachoididae
Product: DNA polymerase lambda-like
Biological process (GO): double-strand break repair via nonhomologous end joining
Cellular component (GO): nucleus
Molecular function (GO): DNA binding; DNA-directed DNA polymerase activity
Source: RefSeq, a predicted model, not a curated record
AUGACGUCACCCUCCUCCCAGUCCACAACCAACAACUUCAACAAACACAUCACAGUCAAACUAGAAGUGCUGGCCAAAGCCUCCACUCACCAGGGGAGGGCGCUCAGCUACUCCAAGGCUGUCAAUGCACUGAAGAGCCACCACAAGCCUGUGACAUCACAUCAGGAGGCCUGUCAGAUUCCAGGAAUUGGAAAACGAAUGGCUGAAAAAAUUGAUGAGAUCAUGGAAAGCGGUCACUUGCGAAAGCUCAACCACAUCAGGGAGGCUGUGUUGGAGCUUUUCAGCAACAUCUGGGGCGUGGGCACCAAAACGGCUCAGCUGUGGUAUCAACAGGGAUUUCAGACUUUGGAAGACAUGCGCACCAAGGCUCACCUUAGCAACUGUCAGAAAAUAGGAUUUAAACACUGCAAUGACUUUCUUGGCCAACUGCCCAGAGAAGAAGCAGCAGCCAUCGAGAAAAUAGUCAAGGAUGUUGUCAGCCCAGGCCUGCUGGUGAUGGCAUACAGCUCGUACCACAGGGGAAAGGUGACUGAGGAUGCUGAUGUGCUUAUGACUCGUCCUGAUGGCAAAUCCCACAAGGGUGUGUUCAGUAAAGUACUGCAGCUCCUCUGUGACAGUGGGUUUUUGACAAACGAUCUGGUGAGCCACGAGGAGAAUGGGGAACAGAAGAAAUAUAUGGGUGUGUGCGGCUUGCGGGAACGCCAUCGCAGACUUGACAUCAUCGUGGUGCGUUACAAUGAGUUUGCCUGUACGCUUAUGUAUUUCACCGGCUCGGUGCACUUCAGUCGCUCCACGAGAGCCCCGGCAAAGACCAAAAACAUGAGCUUAUCGGGACACUCGCUAAACAAAGAAGUGGUUUGCCAAGGGAAGGUGUUUGGUGGCACUCCACUUCCUACACUGACGGGAAAGGUUGUUUUUAGUCUUUUAGGAAUACCUUACAGGGAGCCCCAUGAACAGGACUGGAGAUUAUCACCGUGCGUUUUAGCUUUCGUCAGAGUAACAAUGGAAAUCAUGACGACAGUGGAGUCUACAAUUGUGCUGUUUACAUACUGA